Malurus melanocephalus (red-backed fairy wren) is the source of this 637-nucleotide messenger RNA. Its product is annotated as zinc finger protein 3-like. Lineage: Eukaryota; Metazoa; Chordata; Aves; Passeriformes; Maluridae. The transcript has a single exon. Gene Ontology annotation, molecular function: DNA-binding transcription factor activity, RNA polymerase II-specific; RNA polymerase II cis-regulatory region sequence-specific DNA binding. The annotation marks the transcript as partial. The record is from RefSeq and is a predicted model, not a curated record. Gene Ontology annotation, biological process: regulation of transcription by RNA polymerase II.
CUGAUUGUCCACCUGAGGAGCCACACUGGGGAAUGGCCCUACGAGUGUGGGGAAUGUGGGAAGAGCUUCAGAGAGAAGUCCCAUCUGAUAAGGCACCAUCACACCCACACUGGGGAGAGGCCCUACCAGUGUGAUGAAUGUGGGAAGACCUUCAGUCAGAGCUCCAACCUCAUCUCCCACCAGCGCAUCCACACUGGGGAGAGGCCCUACGAGUGUGGGGAAUGUGGGAAGAGCUUCAGUCAGAGCUCCCACCUCAUCUCCCACCAGCGCAUCCACACUGGGGAGAGGCCCUAUGAGUGUUCUCCGUGUGGGAAGAGGUUUAAGACCAGCUCAGAUCUCCUCAGGCACCAGCGGAUUCACAGGUAUGAGAGGCCCUUCCACUGCCCCGACUGCGGGAAGGGCUUCAAGCAAAACUCCCACCUCGUCACCCACCAGCGCAUCCACACUGGGGAGAGGCCCUAUGAGUGUCCUGAGUGUGGGAAGAGCUUCUACUGUAGGUCUCACUUGAUCCAACACCAACGGAGGCACCAGUAAGGGAAGCCCUGUGAGUGCCCCGACUGCAUGAAAUGCUUCAUCCUGUGCUCCAACUUCAUCCUCCAUCGCAGGACCAAGUUUGGGAAGAGCCCUGGUGACCCAC